Molecule: messenger RNA, 4816 nt
Organism: Hypanus sabinus (Atlantic stingray)
Lineage: Eukaryota; Metazoa; Chordata; Chondrichthyes; Myliobatiformes; Dasyatidae
Product: FYVE and coiled-coil domain-containing protein 1-like
Exons: 13
Coding region: 148-3147 (999 amino acids)
Biological process (GO): plus-end-directed vesicle transport along microtubule; positive regulation of autophagosome maturation
Cellular component (GO): autophagosome; late endosome; lysosome
Source: RefSeq, a predicted model, not a curated record
UCUGCAAAAGAGACAGACGCCGCGAGAAGCAGUCAGUGGGAAUGGCGUUGCCGGGAGUCUGGUGGUGAAUUGGAGCCCCCUCCAGAUUCAGGCAGGGUCGGCAUUCCACGGAAGGAGACAGAACAGGUCAGGCCAGGCCCUGCAACAAUGGCAGCCCAACCUGAUGCUCAACUGCUACCGGUGAUCAGGGACCUGUAUGCAUCCAUCCAGGAACUCUGUGAACACCAGGGCAGAGAUGGACGUCCCAUCACCGACGGCGUCCCUGCUCUCCACAAGCUGUGCACAAAGCUGGAGUACCUGUUGCAGUAUGACCAGAAGGAGAAGAAAUCCAUACUCGGCACUCGGAAGGGUUACUGGGAUUAUUUCUGUGUUUGCUUCAGUGAUCACAAGCGUGGGAUGCAAGUCCUGAACUUUGUGAACAACAUGCUAAAGCUGAGCACCUCGCUGGGAAAAGGGCGCGCAUUCAUCCGGAUCUGCCUGGUACAGCAACAACUUGCAGACUACAUCCAGUUCAGCUUCCACAACAAGAAUGUGGUCAGUAAAUGGUAUUAUGCCAGGAGCCCCUUCCUGUCGGACACCCUCAGGUUGGACAUCGUGGAACACCUGUACGCACUGAACGAGGUCACCUUUGAACUGCCUUUGAUUGGCGUUCAUCUGGACAUGUCGUGGCCCAUCGCCAGAUGGGAAACUAAAUCCCACAAAUUGACAAUCAAGGCAUCACUGAACCGUUCCGAAUCGCAAGUGUCAGAGAGAGAUACUGGUGUUCAGAGGACCGAGUGCCCGGCAGGACACACAGACACAGAGACAGAUAAAUUUAAAACUUUCGCAAGGAUAUUGAGGAGAAUUCCAUGGAACAGCUUCUUACAGGAGGUGUCCCAGAACACACGUUAUGACCCCGCUGAGGUCACUGAAGAGUUCAGAGGAGAAGCCGAAACAGCCAGUGCCUCAGACAUUGACAGUCGUCCACCAGGAAGCCAAGUAUUAACCCUGAAAACAGCAGAAUCUGCCUCAGGCCCAGAGCAACCUCCACAGAGUGACCAUGAUGCACCAGUGUACCAGUGUCAGGCAAGGGCUGCAUCAGAGGGAAACCAUCUUGGUGGUCUAAGAGAGGGCCAAGGAGACCCAACUACCUUAGCUGUGGGCAAGCACAGGGAGGAUGAACUCAGCAAGCAAGCAGAAUGGCAAGCAGUGGAGGACCUCAAGAGGGCACUACUAGAGAAAGAGUGCGUCAUUGAGGAACUCCAGGAGCUUCUCCAAGAGAUGGCAAGUACUAAGGCAGAAGAGUGCUCCAACCACCUGCAGGAGACCGCAGCCUGGGAGGCGCAGGAGGAAAGUGCAGAGAAGUUGGGGAGGCUGGAGCAGCUGGAGGACAGUAACAGGUUCCUGAACGAGACCGUCGAGGAAAUGGACAGCAUGCUUGACGGACUGAGGCAAGCUCUGGCCGCUAAAGAGCAGGAGGUGACCCUGCUGAGGAUGGAGAAGCUGGCUGCGGCCGAGCAAGUCCACAUGGAGGAGGCAGAGAGGCUGAAGGUGGAGCUCAGGGGGCAGACUGAGCCGGGUAGCCACCGUGACUCUGAGGAGUCAGAGCUGAGCUUCGGUUGGCGCGGGAAGGUACUGCAGCCAGCAGAGACGGAAAACCAUCAGAGCAAGCUUCAGUGCCUGGAGUCACUCAACAAGUCACUGGAGGACAAAUACCAUCAGAGCCAGCAGCAGGUCAGAGAGCUAGAGAUGUCUGUCGUUGCACUUCAGUCUGAGCUCAGCAGACUCCAAGGCUCCAAACCUCAGCCCCAGGACAGCACCCUCCCUCCCGAAAGGUGUUCACGGGAGGCUGGUGAGAAUCUGGAGAGCAAGGUGCGGGACGAGCGGCGGCUGGGGAGGGAGGACCUGGCACGGGAGAAGGCUCUGCUCUCGGACUCCCUCGCUGACAUGAAGCCAGCAAGCCAACAAGCCCAGGAGAAAGUUUCCGAGCUGGAUCGACACGGAGCGGGCGAGCUGAGCCGUGAGGAGAUCACCAGCAUGACGGCAAAGAACGGUCAGGGUCUGAACAUCCUGAAGGGGAAACUUGAGGAGAUAAUUCUGAAAAUAGAGCAUAAAGAGAGGCCCAAUAUUGAUAUCAAACUAGUAGAAGCUCUUGCCCAAUUGCACCUGUUAACAGCCAAGCAGAUAGGCAUGGAGAAAGGGGCUGCAGGAUCAGAAGACCAAGGAGAGAGUCCUGCAGAGGAGACACCUCAGGCUGAGGAUACCAAAAUGGAGUCCAGUUUACAAGAAGCUGUCCUGGAGGAAAGACCCACCCAGAGGAAACCAGAAUGUACACCUGACCACCAGCAGCAUGCUGGAAUGAGAAAGCCCUCCUCCCAGCUUUCCACCCGGGACAAAUCCGCUCAGGGGGUUGCCCAAUUUGAGAGACAGAUGGAGGAACUGGAGAACAGGCACAGACAAGCGGUUCAGACCAUGGAGGGGAGACUUGAGAGCCUCAAAGCCGAGAGGGAGGCCGUGGAGUGCCAGAGGGCCGAUCUGGAGGAGCAGGUCCAGACCUUGGAGGAGGACCUCAGGCGGUUGAGGGACGCUGUCGGUAGGCUGGAGCUGGAAAACAGGACGAUACAGAGAGAGCUGCAGGAGGCCCGGGCGGCGGCAGAGGGGUUGCGUGCCCAGACCGCGUGUCUGACCACCAGUGCCACGCUGGAGCAAGCGGAUGCCGGGGCAGGGCAGCGGCGAGAGGAAGAUACGGCUGGGUGGAAGCCGCCAGCUGUAGCACAGCUGCCGUGCACCCUGCAGGAGGAGGAGAGUGUGUCCGCCCUCCACAACGACUGUAAUUCACGAACGGAUGAGACCAGGGUCAUGGAGGAGAAGAUGAACUCCAGGGAUGCUGAAAUGAACUUACUGGUGGCAUCACUGGCACAAGCCAAGGUGGCUGAGGAGGAACUGAGGGGGCUGCUGAAGGAGGCACAGGAAGAUGCAAAGAGCAGAGAGAAGGAAAGCCAGGUCCUCAGGGAGAUGGUGGUGUCGCUGAAGGAGAGGACAAUCGAGCUUGUCAGGGAGAAGGACCAGCUGUGGAAGAAGGCAGAGAAGAUACAGAUGAACGCACAACUGGACAGUCGGAGGGCGACCCUGAGGGGGAAUCCAUUCGGGAGCAGGAAAAGGAUUUGAGUGACAAGCUGAUGCUGGAAGGCUGGAGAUAUUCAACAGGCCCAGCAGCAUCUGGGGGAAGAGAAUUUGUACUGAUGUCAAACACAAGAUUCUGCCGAAGCUGGAAAUCUUAAGCAACACAUAGAAACACUGGAGGAACUCAAUGAGUCAGGCAGCAUCUAUGGAGGGGAAUAAACAGUUGAUAUUUCUUGAGGUAAUUAACAGCGAUCCAUUAACCCACCAACCUGGACAUCUUUGGAAUGCGGGAAGAAACUGGAGCAUCUGUGAGAAACUCAGAUUGUUACAGUGAGAACGUGCAAACCCCACACAGACAGCGAUGGGCUUCAGGAUUGAACCGUGUUUUAUGGAGGUGGGAGGCAGUGGCUCGACCCACUCUGCCACUGGGCCAUUUCUGCUUAACAGCAGCAGGAACAGAUAAUAAACACGAGAGAUUCUGCAGAUACCAGAAAAUUUGAGCAAUGCAGACAAAAUGCUGAUCUCAGCAGAUGGCAGCACUGAUGAAAGGGAAUAAACAGCUGCCUUUUUGGGGUGAGACUCUUCAUCUGGAGGCAUAACAGUUUGGUAUCGACCAGGUGGGCUGAAAGACCUGUUGCUGUGCUGUAACGCUCUAUGCCUCUGUACCGAUGACUCUCAUUUUCCUGCUCUUUGAGGAACCAAGUCCCAAACACUCACAAACCCUUUACUUUUAAAUACUGACUUAUCGUGCUGAGUUCUAGAUUCUGCCUCAAGAGGAAAUACCCUCUCCGCAUCCACCCUGCAAAGAUGGCAGAAUAAAACGGAAGAGGUGUAACAGGGUUAGUCGCAUACCAUCAACUGUUUAGCUUUCUGGAGUCUCGGUCCCAAUUAGACCACAGGAAGAGGCCAUUUCCUGUGACUGGUCCCACCGUGAACCAGGGCAGGACUCACUCCAGACAAGAGAGAUGAACUAUCCACAUUUAUAGUUACAGAUAUGUCAUUCUAUGGGGGGAGAGCCUCCUGACAAGCUGGAUCACUGCUUGGUACAGAAACUGCACGGCCACAGAUAGGAAGGCCCCACCACAGGGAGUGAAAACUACCCAACCCAUCGCUGGCACCAGCCUACUGCCACAAAUGACAUAUAUAUAGAAAGAUGCCAGAAAAGGGCCAGUAACACCAUGAAGGAUGACACCGGGCCUGCUGAUGUUCCACUCUCAUCAGGAAGGAGGCUAUGUAGCAUCCACGCCAGAAUCAGCAGGCUCACAUUUACUCUCUCCAACAGCUUACCCACCCCUCCAUGCCCCCAACCACCUCUACUUUAUCAUUUCCUGUCAGAGUCACCUUAUGUACAGACACUCCUGUGCCUAAUGUCACUUUAUGGAUAUAAGAUAAGAUAAAACUUUAUCCCAAAGUAAAUUAUUGUUUCAAGGUUUCUCAGUCGGAAAUAGAUACUUUAAAAUAUAAGCUGUAAUCACUGAGGUAUGAAAAAAUACAAAGCGUGCAUUAAAAAGUACCAGCACAAAAUCCAGAUAUGCAAUGAAACCAUAUUCUUAUAUACUUAAGGAGGAGCUGUAGAGUCUUGUAGCCACAAUCAGUCUCUCUAUAAAUGUAUUUAUAUUUAUUGUGUUCUUUAUCUUACUGUGUUGUUUUGUACUGCAGCAGAUCUGGAGUAGCAGCUACUUUGUUCUCCUUUACACUUGUGUACAGGAACUAA